GUCGCUUCGCCACAAAGCAUCAACCACUCUCUCUUUCUUACACAACACAUCCAGUAUCUCUUCAUCAUGACCACGCCGAGACACGAGUUCUACGAGUCCGACGAGAGGUUGACACUCUCCGUCUUUGACAAGGGCGCCAACCCGGAUGAGGUUUCUGUGGAGUUUGAGCCACGAAAGCUCACGUACAAGCACGGCGACAAGGUGCUGGAGCUGCAACCCUUAAAGGGCCAGAUAGAUCCUGCGCAAAGCAGCUACACCGUCGGGAAGGUUAAGGUCGAGAUUCGGCUUCACAAGGUCGCCAUCGGCCGGUGGGGAGCCCUCACUGGCGACAGUCCUGAUCCCCUUGCCGCUUUCCCUUCCGCACCCCAGCCUACCGCCGAAGUCGCACGUAAGAAGGAGCGCAAGAACUGGGAGAAGCUCAGUGCGGAGGCGCUCGCUGCGGAGAAGGAGAAGUCGACGGAGGAGGAUCCUAACGUCGGCGGCGAUGCCACCUUGAACUCGUUCUUCCAGAAGAUCUUCAAAGACGCCGAUCCGGAUACCCAGCGCGCUAUGCUCAAGAGCUACCAGGAGUCCGGGGGUACGACGCUCAGCACGAAUUGGGAGGAGGUCGGAAAGGGCAAGGUGGAAGUGAAGCCGCCUCAGGGCUCGGAGUGGAAGCGCUGGGGCUGAUCGCCUCAUGCGGGCUGUAUAUCAUGUCGAUCUAUCGUUUGCUCUAUUGUUCUCAUAGUCGUGCUUGCUCUGCCUGUCUGUAUCAAACAAAGGAAAUCGUUCGCCAACCGUAUGUCGUUC
Messenger RNA from Schizophyllum commune H4-8, 789 nucleotides. Its product is annotated as SGS-domain-containing protein. The record is from RefSeq and is a predicted model, not a curated record. NCBI's taxonomy places the organism in Eukaryota, Fungi, Basidiomycota, Agaricomycetes, Agaricales, Schizophyllaceae. Gene Ontology annotation, biological process: protein stabilization. The transcript is spliced from 4 exons. Gene Ontology annotation, molecular function: protein-folding chaperone binding. The coding region runs from base 67 to 669 and encodes 200 amino acids.